GUCUUGGCGCCAAGGGUGUCUUCUAUUGCUCGUAACGAGUUGGUAGAGUGGCUGAAGCUUCGCAAGGAGUACGAAGAGGCGGUGAAGGAGCGCUGCAAGGACGGCAAGGAGGACAUCAAGGCGGUGCUGAAGAGCAUCAAGAACUCGUUUGACGACGACUUGCUGGAGACGCUGUGUGAGGUGAAUUGGGGCGUCGCGAAGGACGACCUGACUGAUGAGUUUCUGCUGGAGCAGAUUCACGCCAUCACCGACAGCUACCAGAACCGAGCUGUUCCAGAA
Messenger RNA from Phytophthora sojae, 279 nucleotides. RefSeq lists its product as hypothetical. The transcript has a single exon. The annotation marks the transcript as partial. Lineage: Eukaryota; Oomycota; Peronosporomycetes; Peronosporales; Peronosporaceae. The record is from RefSeq and is a predicted model, not a curated record.